AUGAUGGCUCAAACACUCCAGUUCACCAGCUACGAGCAUGAAGAUGCCUGGGACGUGAAUUGGCUGCGUGUGGAUGACACCCAUGAACUUUACUAUCAACAGUUCGGCAAGAAGGACGGAAAGCCUGUCAUCUACCUCCAUGGCGGUCCUGGCGGGAACUGCUCCAAAACCAACACCGUCUUCUUCAACCCCUCUGAAUACCGAGUGGUUCUGCUCGACCAGCGAGGCUGUGGUCAAUCGCGCCCUAAUGCCAACACAACAGACAACACUACUUGGCAUCUCGUCGAAGACAUCGAAAAGCUGCGCAAGCAUCUGAAGUUUUCCAAAUGGCACAUGGUCUUUGGUGGCUCCUGGGGAUCCACACUCGCUCUAGCAUAUGCGCAAACACACCCCGAUAGUGUAGGUAGUCUAGUCCUGCGCGGCAUCUUCACCGUGCGAGACAUCGAACUCAAGUGGACCAACCAUGCAGGCGGCGCGCAAAUGCUGUUUCCCGACCGCUGGGAGGACUUUAUCAAGUUUUUACCAGAGGAAGAACGUUCCGAUCAUAUCGGCAACUACCACAAACGCCUCAUGUCUUCGGACUCGUCUAUCAGUCAUCCCGCGGCUGAGGCGUGGAACACGUGGGAGCUAUCAAUCAGCACCCUGUAUCCUGACCCACACGCGUACAAGAAACUGAAAGAACCAGCCUAUCUGCUCGCACAUGCUAGGAUGGAGAUCCACUACUUCAUCAACAAAGCAUGGAUGGAAGACGGGCAGCUGUUGAGGAAGGAGAACGUGGACCGGAUCCGGAACAUUCCGACGACCAUCGUGCAGGGCAGGUACGAUGUUGUCUGCCCGCCGGUUACAGCGUGGGAGUUGUACAAGCAGUGGCCGGAGAGCAAAUUGCACUUCAUCGACGACGCUGGGCACAGUGUUAUGGAGCCCGGGACGAGAAGGAAGUUGACUGAAGUAUAUCUCUCUGCCGCGUCGUUCCCCUUCCACAUCCCAGAAGGACCGCCGUCCGAACCAGUCCCCAGCAGCGACAUAACCCUCAACGCCCUCGUCCAGCAUGGCGUGCACAAGAUGGACUGCGAUCGCGCAUUCCUUUCGCUCAUUGAUAAUCGAAAUCAAUUCAUAUGCGCAGAGAUGACGAGGCACCAGUCGCUUUCGAGUGCAGACCCGGCCGAGCCGCUCUUGCUGGGUACUUCGCGAAUCGCUCUCGAAUGGGGCGUCUGCCCAUUCACCAUGUGCAUCUUCCAGGGCAAACCAGUGCCUAUGCCGGACAGUCCCUAUAUCAUUGCCGAUAAGUCGUAUUUCUGCAUAAAAGACUUUCGCCAGGUUCCCACAUUUGCCGAGCGCCCGUUCGUGGCUGGCUACCCGCACAUGGUUUCAUACCUCGAGAUACCGCUGUUUGCAAUGUCUGGGCAGAUAUUGGGCAGCUACUGUGUUGUUGACACUAAAGAACGGGACUUCCUGCAUCCCAAGUCUCUGAGCACUCUUCGCGAAACUACCUCGGCUAUCAGUGCAUACCUCGAUAUGCGACGCGCCGAAGCUUUCGACACUCUCUUCAUGAGAGCCGCAGAUAGUAUUGGCGAUGCUAUGGGUCUGGAUGGCCUAGUCUUCUUUGACACUGUUUCAACUGGCGCCCGAAACAAAGGUUGCCAGCUGAAAUUGCGUCAGUCGCUCAUCCAGCGCUUGACUGCCAAGUACCCUCGAGGGCAUGUCUUCGCAGUCGAUGAACAUGGGGUCUUCCAACACGAUUGCGAUGACGAACUUGACUCUGGUGCGGAUGACAGAUGGAAUGACCUCUUCAGUUUAUUGCCAAAGACCCGCUACGUAAUAUUCCUGCCUAUGUUUCACUACUCAAGAGAAGCUUGCUACGCAACCUGCCUAGCAUGGGUAUCUGACACCGGCAAAACACUUGAUACUGGCGAUGUCAAUUCAUUGACAGCUUUCGGUAACUCACUGAUGGCUGAGGUCUUUCGCUUAGAAGCAUGCGAAAACACACUUUCCAAGUCGGAUUUCGUUUCGACCAUCAGUCACGAGUUACGAAGUCCCUUGCAUGGCAUCUUGGCCAGCAUUGAGCUGAUCCAAGAGAACUGCCAGGGAUCUGGUUUGAUGUCGGAGAUCUCCAUGAUUGAGUCUUGUGCGGUCACUCUUCUCGAUACAUUUGACCAUCUGUUGGAAUAUUCCAAAGUGAAUAGCCGCGCCAGCGUUGGACAAAGAGGCGGAAAUGGAGAUCCUCGUUUCACCACCCACGUUCAUCACGGUGCAGUAGCUGUCGACUUGGCUUCUAUGGUCGAAGACGUUAUUGGGACUGUUUCCGUAGGUCAUGACCAUUCUUCGCGCCUCUCUUCUGGACUUAAUAAAGAGCGUCAAGAUUUGUUGGUUGGAUCGCCCGCAACGGCACAAACCGAGCCUGUCGUCGUCACCACACACAUUGAAAAGGCCCGUGAUUGGACCUUUGUCAUUGACGAGGGUGCUUGGAAGCGGAUUCUACUUAAUGUCGUCAGCAACGCAUUGAAGUAUACCAAGUCGGGCUACAUUCACGUAGGUCUAGCAUUUUUGGAGGCUGCCGAUGACAGUCAGUCACAAAUCAGUCUUUCUGUGACCGACACGGGUGUAGGCAUGAGUGAGGAUUUCCUCAAAUACCAUCUCUUUACACCCUUUACUCAGGAGAAUCUACUAAGUCCAGGAACUGGGCUAGGUUUGAGCUUAGUGAAGAGCAUCGUGGAGUCACUACACGGAACUAUAUCAGUCUCUAGUCGUUUGGGCAAGGGAACGAAGAUCAUCAUCAACAUUCCGGCUAGUCAAACGGCGCAGAGACCAAAAGCGCCACGUGGCGAGAACGUUUCCUCUCACGAAUGCCUAAGCGGAAAGGCAAUCGGUAUGCUCAGUCUCUCUCGACCCGAAGAUCAAGGCAAAGAAUUUGCACCCUCUAUCGAUUCGCCUCCCGAAGCGCUGGAGCGGGCCGUUCGAAAUAUCUGCGAGGAUCGCUUCGGCAUGAGGUUCACCACUGUUUCCACAGACACACUUCCGGUUCUGGAUGUACUCCUCAUCGAUCACCAUGCCCUCUCUUCGAGACUCACGUACGACUUGAAAACUUUGUUCCCUACGUAUACGGGAGGGACUUACCCGGUCAUGGUCGACUUGCGCAAUAUCAAAGGCGCACCUCCCGAAUCUGGCACUAGCAAGCCCAUGCACACAGUACUAGUUACUGCAAACUCGCUCGGACCUGCACUCAUCUCGGCUAUGAAGGAUGCCACUAACAAGGAGAUGGCAGACUCGGUGCCGUCCAUAGAAGUCAGAAGCAGACCUGACAUGGAGCCAACAGAGCAAUUAGAACAUGCCGACACAAAUUUAGAGCCAGACCCGCAAAUCAAAGUACUUCCACACCGCAGCUUAUCGUUGCAGCGUGUGACACUAGCCGACGCCGCCACAAGUCCUGCUCUACAAGCACCAUUACCAACACAACCACCUACCCCGCUUACAAGCAGCCCGACAUGCCGAUUCCGCCGUCUGCUCUUGGUAGACGAUAACCCCAUAAAUCUAAAAAUGCUUUGCGCCUUUGCAAAACGCCUCGGCGUACCGUAUUCCAGUGCCACCGACGGCGCAGAAGCGGUGCGUCUCUAUCAAACCGCCACUGAGCAAGAGGACCCAAAAGCAAAUUAUGACUGCAUCUUCAUGGACAUCAGCAUGCCAGUUAUGGAUGGCUUCCAGGCCGUGUCAAAGAUUCGUGGAAUCGAACACGGUUUGAUGGAAAAAGGCAUACCAAGACAAUCCGAUGACGCUGCGAGACAUGGUCUAGAUGGUACUCUAGAGGAUGAGAGAGGUACCCGGGCGUACAUCUUCGCAUUAACGGGUCUUGGUAGCGAGAAAGCGCGAAAGCAAGCGAAGAAUAGCGGUUUCGACGAGUUCCUUCUCAAGCCAGUGAGGUUCAAGGACGUCCUACCGUUGUUGGCACGUCUGCCGACUGCAUGA
Molecule: messenger RNA, 3960 nt
Organism: Alternaria ethzedia
Lineage: Eukaryota; Fungi; Ascomycota; Dothideomycetes; Pleosporales; Pleosporaceae
Exons: 6
Coding region: 1-3960 (1319 amino acids)
Biological process (GO): phosphorelay signal transduction system; proteolysis; phosphorylation
Cellular component (GO): cytoplasm
Molecular function (GO): aminopeptidase activity; phosphorelay sensor kinase activity
Source: RefSeq, a predicted model, not a curated record